CCGGAAGUCGUCAGAAGUCCGCGUCGCCGCUUGCCACGUCACAUUCCCCAGUCCCCACAGCGCGAAAACUGUACUUUCACAUCUGAACCACAACAACACGAAAGCAACAAUGUCAAAGAUAGAUAAGAUGAGCAUCCUAGGGGUGAGGAGCUUUGGGAUUGAGGAUAAAGACAAACAGGUCAUCUCUUUCUUCACUCCGCUGACUGUGCUGGUUGGACCCAACGGAGCAGGGAAAACGACUAUUAUUGAGUGCCUUAGGUAUGCAACAGCAGGUGAACUUCCACCUGGAUCUAAAGGAGGUGCAUUUGUUCAUGAUCCAAAGGACGCCCAUGAGACGGAUGUGAGAGCACAGAUUCGACUCUUAUUCUCCGACGUCAAUGGAGAGAAAGUGACUAUUCAUCGCUCCAUGUCCUGCACUCAGAAGGCAAAGAACUACUCUUUCAAAAGCUUGGAGCAGGUCAUUACCAGAAUAAAAGAUGGUGAGAAAGUGAGCUUGUCAUCAAAGUGUGGCGAACUGGAUCGGGAGAUGAUUUCUUCACUGGGUGUGUCGAAGCCUGUGCUGAAUCACGUCAUCUUUUGUCACCAAGAAGAGUCUAACUGGCCACUUAGCGAGGGCAAAGCACUCAAAGACAAGUUUGACUCCAUCUUCGCUGCAACCAAGUAUAUCAAAGCUCUGGAGACGAUGCGUCAGCUGCGUCUCAAACAGAGUCACACAGUCAAAGAGUGUCAGGUGGAGCUGCGCUACCUGAAGCAGAACAAGGAGAAAGCCCAGCAGAUUAGAGAGACCGUGGCCACCAAGGAGGCUCAGCUGAUAGCUUCUAGAGACAGCAUCCAGCAGAUAGAGAGCCAGAUUGAUCCACUGGAGAAUCGACUGACAGAUAUUGACAUGAAACUGGGGAAAGUGAUGAAGCUGGACAACGACAUCAAGGCUUUAGACAGCAGGAAGAAACAGAUGGAGGAGGACAACAAGGAGCUGGAGGGAACAAUGGAACAGGUGUUCCAGGGUUCAGACGAGCAGCUACAGGAUAUUUACCAGAACCACCAGAGGACGGUGAGGGAGAAGGAGCGGAGGCUGACAGACUGCCAGAAGGAGCUGGAGAGAGCUGGUCGGGAGUGUCAGAGACUCAACAGAGUCAAGGCUGAUCUGCUGGUAGAACAAGGUCGUCUACAGCUAGAAGCUGACCGUCACUCUCAAAACAUCAAGAACCGCGACACUCAGGUCCGCUCUUUGUCUUCCUAUCUGGAGAUGGAGGGUUACGACCGACCACCGUUCACCACUCUUCAGCUUGAUAGCUUUCAUCGUCACGUCACACAGAGACUGGAGCAGGAAAAAGAGACAGCCAGUCAGGUUAUGGCAGACCUGCAGGAAAAGGAGCAGCAGAAGCAGCAGUCCAUUGAUGAAAUGAGGGAUAAGAAGACGGGCCUGGAGAGAACCGUGGAGUUGAAGAGAGACCUGCAGGGAAAGAAGCAGCAAGAACUAAGAAACAUCAGGGCAGAGCUGCAGAGGCUGGAGGGUUCGUCUAGCCGACUGCAAGAACUGGAGAAUGAACUGGCUAAAGUGGAGCGUGAGCUGCAGAGUGCAGUUCAGAGCUCAAACGUGGAGGAGCUGAAGGCCGAGGUCGUUGAGCUCCAGAGAGAAAAGGCUGAACUUGACCACGCACAGAGACAGCUCGACCAAGAGAUGGAGUUGCUCAACACACACACCACCGCACGCACUCAGGUGGACAUGCUGAAAAAGGACAAGACAGAGAAGGAGGAGCAGGUUCGUAAGAUCAAGUCUCGUCACAGCGAGGAUCUGGUGUCAUUGCUUGGCCACUUUCCCAACAAGAGAGAGCUGGAAGACUGGAUCUAUGCCAAGUCUAAGGAAAUCAACAAUACCAGGGACAGACUUGCCAAACUCAAUAAGGACCUGGCAUCAAGUGAGCAGAAUAAAAGCCACAUUGCUGCUGAGGUACGAAAGAAGGAGCAGCAGCUAGUCAUCGACGAAGAGAAAUUCUUCAGUGUGUGUGGCAGUCAGGAUCUGGAGCAGGACCUGGGCAAACUGCGAGAAGAUCUGGAGAAGAUCUCCAAACAAAGAGCCAUGCUAGCCGGAGCUACAGCAGUGUACACCCAGUUCAUCAGCCAGCUGACGGAGGAGAGAGAGCCCUGCUGCCCUGUGUGCCAGCGGACGUUCCCCUCAGAAUCUGAUCUGCAGGAAGUUAUCAGUGACAUGCAGUCCAAACUACGCCUGGUGCCAGACAAGCUGAAAAACACAGAGCAGGACCUGAAGAGGAAGGAGAAGAAAAGAGAUGAGAUGAUGGCUCUCAGACCUGUCAGGCAGUCCAUUGUACAGUUUCAGGAAAAGGAGUUGCCUGAGUUGAGAAACCGCCUGCAGACUGUGAACAGAGAAAUCGAGAGGCUAAAGGGCGAUGUGGAGGAGCAGGAGACUCUGCUUGCUACCCUGAUGUCAGAGGAGGAAACGGCCAAGGCUUGUCUGCAGGACAUAUCUCUCAUGGACAGAUACCUGAUGGACCUUAAAGAGUUGGAGAGGAAAUUGGCUCAGCAGGCAGCCAAACUCCAGGGAGUAGACCUGACCAGAACCGUCCAGCAAGUCAGUCAGGAGAAACAAGAAACUCAGCACAAGUUAGAUACCACCUCCAGCAAGAUGGAGCUGAAGCGUAAGCUGAUCCAGGACCAGCAGGAUCAGAUUCAGGUUUUGAAAGGUGCUGUGAAUGAGACCAGAGCAGAGAAACUCCAGCUGAGCAGUGAUAUGCAGAAACAGCAGCAGCUGGAGGAGCAGUGUGUCGAGUUCACCACUGAAAUACAGGCCUUAACCAGGGAUAUCAGGGAAGCAAAGGAACAGCUGUCCCCUUUGGCUGCUGCUCUGGAGAAGCUGCAACAAGAGAGGCUGGAGUUGGUGGAGCGCAAGAGGCAGAGGCAGGAAGAGGGGCAGGAGAAGAUCAAUGCCAUUAAAGAGAAAGUGAAGGCGAUCAGCACCUUGGAAAGAGACAUCACCAAAUACGUCGAUGACAGCAAAGACGAAUACAAAGAGCAAAAAGAGUCUGAGCUUCAAGAAACCAACACUCAGCUCCAUGAGGCUGAGAAGUAUAAAGACAAGAUCAACAAGGAGAUGGGAAACAUCCGUCAGGACAUAGACACUCAAAAGGUCCAGGAGCGCUGGCUGCAAGACAACCUGACCUUGAGGAAACGUAUGGAGGAGUUGAAGGAGCUUGUGGCUAAGCGUGAGGCUCUAAUGAAAGACAUGGGCAACAUGCAAGUCUUGCAGCUACGCCAAGAACGUCGUGAAGCGGAUCGCAAGUUGGAAGAUCUGAAGAAGAACCGCAGUAUUGCACUGGGUCGUCAAAAAGGUUUCGAGGAGGAGAUACUGCAUCAUAGAAAAGAGCUGCGAGAAGAUCAGUAUGACAAAGCUGAUGAGCGCUACAAAAACAAGAUGAUCACAAUGAGGACAACAGAGCUGGUCAUUAAAGACCUGGAUCUCUACUACAAGGCCCUUGAUCAAACCAUCAUGAAAUUCCACAGCAUGAAGAUGGAUGAGAUCAACAAGAUUAUCAGAGACCUAUGGCGCAGCACCUACAGGGGUCAAGACAUUGAGUACGUGGAGAUCAGGUCUGAUGUGGAUGAAAACUCGUCUGCUGGAGUCAGGCGGAGGGUUUACAACUACAGAGUAGUUAUGGUGAAAGGAGACACGGCUUUGGAUAUGAGAGGACGCUGCAGUGCUGGUCAGAAGGUGUUGGCGUCCCUGAUCAUCCGUCUAGCUCUGGCAGAGACCUUCUGUCUGAACUGUGGGAUCCUGGCCCUGGAUGAGCCCACCACCAACUUGGACCGAGACAACAUUGAGUCACUGGCACACGCCCUCGUAGAAAUCAUCAAGAGUCGCUCUCGCCAGCGUAACUUCCAGCUUCUGAUCAUCACCCACGACGAGGACUUUGUGGAGCUUCUGGGUCGGUCCAGCUACAUUGAGCAUUUCUACCGCAUCCGUAAGAACCAGGACCAGAACUCUGAGAUCACAAAGUGCAGCAUCACCUCCCUCUCAUCCUAUCUCCAGUGAGCAGUCAAAUGACUCCUUUGGAAAUACACAGCAAUCCUUGAUCUUCUUGUUUAAACGUUACUUGGAUGACAUCACAAAUC
Sander lucioperca (pikeperch) is the source of this 4128-nucleotide messenger RNA. RefSeq names its product RAD50 homolog, double strand break repair protein (gene rad50). The record is from RefSeq and is a predicted model, not a curated record. Gene Ontology annotation, molecular function: double-stranded telomeric DNA binding; G-quadruplex DNA binding; single-stranded telomeric DNA binding. The coding region runs from base 110 to 4048 and encodes 1312 amino acids. The transcript has 28 exons. Gene Ontology annotation, biological process: chromosome organization involved in meiotic cell cycle; telomere maintenance via recombination; double-strand break repair. Gene Ontology annotation, cellular component: nucleus; condensed nuclear chromosome; Mre11 complex. NCBI's taxonomy places the organism in Eukaryota, Metazoa, Chordata, Actinopteri, Perciformes, Percidae.